Alternaria atra is the source of this 645-nucleotide messenger RNA. RefSeq lists its product as uncharacterized. The transcript has 2 exons. NCBI's taxonomy places the organism in Eukaryota, Fungi, Ascomycota, Dothideomycetes, Pleosporales, Pleosporaceae. The coding region runs from base 1 to 645 and encodes 214 amino acids. The record is from RefSeq and is a predicted model, not a curated record.
AUGCAGACUCCAAGUGCGACUCCGAAUCCUAAAGCUACGACCAAACGGAAUGCGGAUGUGAUUGACCUGGAAGUCAUCGAAGAAAGGCUGGUCAAGAAGCCAUUCAAACCAAUCGUCAAGAGCCCAGCCCAAAAGGAAGAAGACUCCCUUUAUCGCGUCUCGGUCACAGUACACCCUGACCUCGACAACUUUCCCGACGCCUUGCGUCAUGCCCUUCAAGAAGCUUGUCAAACCGCGUUUUACACCCACAUGUUCGCGCUCCAAGCUGGCAAAUUAGCCAAGCAUCACCAGAUGUACAACAUCGUAGCGGGAACACGCGUUCGGUCAGAGUCGAUCACCUUCGAAAACACAACCGUAUAUUCGAAUAUCCUGGAUCUUAGCGUGGCCAACAUCACCCUGUUGAAAUUCUUUGCAGCCCGUCCAAACGCCAGGCUCGAGAAGAAGUCAUUUCAAGAGCAAAGGCAUGAAGGACUCACCAAUCCGGAGUUUCUGGAAUUAUACAGCGUGAGGAGGGGCGAUUUGGGUUGGGGCUUGGAUGCGGAAGGCGGUUUAUCUAUCUAUGGAUCUUCGCUUGUCAGGAAGAAGACAAAGGAAUACGUCUGGUACGUCAGGAGUGCUGGUAUCAAGCUCGAGGAUGAGAGUUAA